AUGUCAACUCAGAACUUUUUCGAAGGACCCAAUGGAGAGUUGUGGAUCAUGAACGCUCACGGUCAACUGGUUCCUGUUAGCCACCUGGAGACACGCCAACACUUAGAUCCAACUACUCAAAUAAAUCACCACUCUCCUGAUCAAGUUUGGAGAAACAACCAGGACCUUGAAUUCGUUUCUGCUCACGAUUUCCAAUCAGCCAUCACCCAACAAAACAGUCAAGCUGGACCUCAGAUCAAUCAAUUGGGGCAUCACCAUCGUCAUCAAAAUGUCCCUUCCAAUCUCAACAAAGGCCAUGAUGCUAGACAGACCACUUUAACAAUCAACUCAGCUAGCGACACUCCUGCCAACUUGGCUGCCCAAACCACCACGGCCAGAACCAAGCGACCAUACAAGAAGCGCAAGACCCAACAAUCAAAGGUACUUCAGCCUACUGGGACACCAGCAUCCUCCACUCGCACCAACCAGCCAACAUCUGACUCAGAACCUUCAAGCCAUAAUCAAAACGUGCAGUCGGAAGGACCAGAUAAUUUGCGGUCAACCCCAUUGUCCCACAACCACAUAUCUGGAGCCCCGACUCUGUUGCCCAACAAUAUCACACAUAAUGUGCCACCCUCUCAACACCAGGCCAACGCGGAUGCUUGCAUCAAUACAAUCAAUAGUCUCAAUCGACCUGCUCUACCCGAUGACCUAGCUCAAGAUUUGGAAGUCGUUGAUCUGUACGACUUACGCUUGCAUCAACACUUAAUUUUUAAGAAUAAACGACUUACUCAGAAGAUCAAAGACGACCUGAAGGAGAUCACCUUAGAGUAUCAGAAGAAAAUACAUCUUCUUGCUCUGCAGCACAAAAUCCGCUCUGAAAUCCUGUUCAAAUGGAUCGGUAUUUGGAACAAAGUGAGGGGCCCAAAUCGGUUCAAUAAUUACUGUCGUUAUGCCCCUGAUGCCAGGCGACUUUUUGAUUCAAAGGCAGUCCCACCCAGCGAGAGGAUGCAGCAGGUUGCCGAGCAAUGGAGGAGUCUGGAUGAUGAAGAGCAGCUGAAAUACAACGAUUGGGACUUUAUCAAUAUGCUCCGUCAAAAAAUGGGACUCCAACCGGUGGACAACCCCGAAGAGGUCGAAGAUGAAGAUCAAGCGGAAGCAGCUCAGUUGGAAGGGGAAGAAGCAGCCCUUGCUCCCAGGAAGUCCGAUUCUCAAGUCCUCAAACACUGCAAAGAUUGGGCUAAAAAAGUAGCUGUUGAUAUGAACUUCUUCAGUACCCAAUACCAGGUUGAGGGUUUUUUUAUCAUUACUUCGACGGAUUACAAAGGACGUGUAUUCAUUAGUGGCGGGAGUUUUCUAGGUCAAGAUUACAUGCAGUUAAGGAAAACCAAGGACGACGAUCCAUGGAGAGGAUUCCGGCUCUGGGCAACUGGAAUUGCGACUGAUGCCAAGUUGUGUGGUGUGCCGGUUGACGCAUUAUGCAAGAAACGAAAACGACAGGCGAUCCAAGUUACCUCCUCAAACCCACAGGCUCAAGAGAAACAACGUGUACUCAAAGGCCUGUGGGACACAGGUCUCGCAAAGACUAAUAAGCCAAAGAUGACCACUCAGCUCAGAGAGCUGUUAGCUGAAGCUUCUGGUGGCGUUUGGAGUGGUGGUUGGCCUGGGGAAAAAGGUUGCGAGUUGUUUCAAAAAUGGGGGUUGAAGCUGCAUAUCGAUCCCAGGGCAACAAAACUUAAGGAAGAGUAUCUACUUGGCUUUGCAUUCAAAAAUGCAGGAGCAGGCAUUGUCGACAUCAUUCUGGAGGCAUUACACAACAGUUGA
Messenger RNA from Puccinia graminis f. sp. tritici CRL 75-36-700-3, 1803 nucleotides. RefSeq lists its product as uncharacterized. Lineage: Eukaryota; Fungi; Basidiomycota; Pucciniomycetes; Pucciniales; Pucciniaceae. The coding region runs from base 1 to 1803 and encodes 600 amino acids. The record is from RefSeq and is a predicted model, not a curated record. The transcript has 4 exons.